Drosophila mauritiana is the source of this 2302-nucleotide messenger RNA. RefSeq names its product homeotic protein empty spiracles (gene E5). Gene Ontology annotation, molecular function: DNA-binding transcription factor activity, RNA polymerase II-specific; DNA binding. Gene Ontology annotation, biological process: neuron differentiation; brain development; central nervous system development. Lineage: Eukaryota; Metazoa; Arthropoda; Insecta; Diptera; Drosophilidae. Bases 581 to 2155 code for a protein of 524 amino acids. The transcript has 4 exons. The record is from RefSeq and is a predicted model, not a curated record.
CAACGCGACACUCGAGCUAAAACGCUCAGCGUGAGAGCCACGCAGCGAUUCGCCGACGCCCCCGCCGAAAAUCAGGACAGAAAGAGAGGGCCAGAGAAAGCGAGAGAGAAAGAGAGGGUGCGAGCGGCGAAGUGGAGCCAACAAUUAGACGCCUUUAGACGCUCCAUAAUGCUAAUGGCGUUGACAGUGCUCAUCAUCAUCGCAACGCGGCCACCGCAAUCGUUUCGUUACCGGGUAGCCGGCAUAACAGUUAACCGUUAACUGAUAACCGCAGACCAUACCGCCACCGCCACCGUCAAUCGCCAAUAGUCAAUCGCCAACCGUCAAUCGCCGCCGUCAAUCGUCCAGCGAAGCGGUACGGUCACGCUCCAAUCGCCGCGUAGCCGCCGCUCCAGUUACAAUUACAGUUUAUCAAUGUCACGCCGACGGAUGCCAACCGCUGGAGCAUCGCAGAUACAACGCUACGUAGCUAUAUAGCUAUAGCUAUCUGAUCGGAAAAACAGUGCAGACCUCGAAUCGGGAAGUUUGAGAGGAGGGAAAGUGAUUCAUUUGUUUUUCCAAUCAACGAAACCCCUACCAAAUGGUCACCUGCGGCCGGCAAACGUUCAACAUGCUGCCCAUGGCGCCGACGAGUCCUUUUGUAAGCAGCAGCUCCUCGGUGGCCGCAUCCUCGACAUCCGUUUCCGCCAGCAGCACCGUUUCCGCCUCCGCGAGCAGCAAGCCCAAGCUGGCCUUCAGCAUCGACUCGAUUGUGGGCGAAUCCUCGACGAGAUCGGCUCCUCUAAGGGUCAGUGUGAUAUCUUCGCCGCCGCCGCGCAGCGAAAGUCCCGCUUCGCCGACGAACACGAACAACAGUGGGCGCCGGACGCCCAGGGGCUAUAUCUACUGCCGCAGAAGGGAUUCGCUGGACCGAUCGCGCAGUCCGCAGAGAUCACCGGUCAGCCGGUCGCCAUCGCCCCCCAAUGCAGGAGGUAAUCCGCCAGCGGCGGGGAAUACUCCAAAGUCCGGGGAUCCAUCGUCGGUAGCGGGAAAUCCUCCAACCCUCAUCCGUCCGUUGCCUCUGCCGGCUCCAAAUCUAGCUUUAAUCGGGAACCGCACCUCACCGAACGCCAUGGCGGUGCGCAUGGCGGGUCCGCCCCACCCGCCGCCGCAGCCACCACCAUUCCUUGCCGCCCAGUUCCAAAUGGCUGCUGCACUGGCUCAUCAUCACCAGCAGCAGCAGCAGCAACAACAGCAACAGCAACUUCCGCCCGUGCCAACUGGACCGCCACAUGGUCCGCAUCCGCAUCUGCCGCCCGGCCAAAUUCCAAUUGGAAUCUUUCCCGGCGGACCGCAUCCCGGACAUCCUCCGCCCCACGGACACCAUCCGUUCGGGAGUGCGCCGCAUCUGAUCCGGGAUAGCUAUCCGCUGUAUCCAUGGCUGCUCAGCCGACACGGACGCAUUUUUCCACGAUUUCCAGGCAAUUUCCUGUUCCAGCCAUUCCGCAAGCCAAAGCGGGUGCGCACCGCCUUCUCGCCGACGCAGCUGCUCAAGCUGGAGCACGCCUUCGAGGGCAACCACUACGUGGUGGGGGCGGAGCGGAAGCAGUUGGCCCAGGGACUCAGCCUGACCGAAACGCAGGUUAAGGUGUGGUUCCAGAACCGACGCACCAAGCACAAGCGGAUGCAGCAGGAGGGCGGCGAUGGCAGCGACACCAAGAGCAACAAGGGCAGCUCCUCCGGCGGCGGAGGCGGCGGCGAUGGGGAGGACGAUGCCAAGCACGAUGGGUCGCAGCACAGCUACGAGGAUGCAGAGGAUCCGGAGGACGAGGACGAGAUCGAGGAGGACGACGAGGACGAAGUGAUCGACAUGGACGACUAUGGCAGCGAAAUGGAUGCGGAGGAGCACCAGCGGCUGCGGGAGCAGUUCCAGCAGCAGUUGGCCCAGCACCAGCAGCAGUUCAUGCAGCAGAAUCCCGGUGAGGUGGCCACCCUCAGUCCGCAGCAGCAGCACCAGUUGCUGCAGCAGCACCAGCAGCAUCUGCAGCAGCAGCACCACCAGCAGCAGCAGCACUUCAUCCAGCAGCAGCAGCUCUAUCUGCGGGAAAGGGAGAGGGAGAGGGAAAGGGAGAGGGAGAGGGAGCGGGAAAAGUCGCGGGAGCGGGAAAAUCAGUAACUAAUAGUUGGCCAUCAACUAUCUCCGCUAUUUUGUGUUCCUUUGAUUUCAUGUAAAUUAUUUGUCAACUGUAUAGCUUAAUUUUAAUUGUUUACUACUUAAAAAAUAAAUAACAAAGCCAAUAAAUAAAAGAAAUAAUACAUCAAA